Molecule: messenger RNA, 2449 nt
Organism: Manduca sexta (tobacco hornworm)
Lineage: Eukaryota; Metazoa; Arthropoda; Insecta; Lepidoptera; Sphingidae
Product: cytochrome P450 4c3
Exons: 11
Coding region: 111-1598 (495 amino acids)
Molecular function (GO): monooxygenase activity; oxidoreductase activity, acting on paired donors, with incorporation or reduction of molecular oxygen; heme binding
Source: RefSeq, a predicted model, not a curated record
GAAGUCGGGGUCCACGAGCCAUCGCUGGCACGCGUGUCCGUUUGGUAAGAUAAAUUUGGCGACCUUAGGAUACAUUUUUAGCAGCGAGGUUCUUUAUAGAAAGAAGAAUAAUGAUUAUCCUCUUCAUACUUGCUUUGAGUUUGGCUUUUUACUGGUUUUACUGGACAGUUAAUGUCAAAAAAAUGGACAAAAUGACAGCAUCUUUGCCGGUUCCGCCCACAGUACCAGUCCUUGGAAAUGCUAUGCUCUUCAUUGGAAACUCACGGAAAAUCCUACAAAAUAUAGAAGACUUAGCAACUUUGGCUUUUAAAAAUAAAGGAUCAACAAAGUUGUGGCUUGGACCCAAAUUAUACGUAGCUAUAGGAGACCCUGAAGACGCCCAAGUCGUGCUGGAGAACUGUCUUGACAAAGAUGUCGUGUACCGUUUUUUGCGACCUUGGCACGGACACGGUCUUUUCGUCGCACCAGUGGACUUGUGGAAAUCACACAGGAAAGUACUACUGCCAGUGUUUCACAAUAAAAUAGUUGAACAGUAUGUAGACGUGAUAGGGGAGCAAGCAGAAAUACUUGUCAAAAAACUUGAUGAGCAGCUAAAUGGAGAAGAGUUUGAUGUGUUAAGAUACAUCACUGCGUGUACUUUGGAUAUUGUAUUCGAGACAGCGAUGGGCGAACGCAUGGAUGUACAACACUGUCCAAACACGCCUUACCUCAUAGCUCGUCACACCGUCAUGACAAUUCUAAACAUGCGCCUUUUCAAGGUGUGGCUCCAGCCGGAUUGUCUCUUCAACCUGACGCCUUAUGCAAAGCAGCAAAAAGACAAUAUUGACCUCACGCACAAGUUUACGGAUGAGGUUGUUAAAAAAAGGCGACUAGAAUAUCAAAGAAAGAAAUAUAACGACAACCUGCAACAGUCGGAUGGAAAACCUAAGCCAGUGUUAGACUUGCUAUUUGAACGAGAAAUUGAUUUUACUGAUGAACAACUGCGGGAGCAUAUCGACUCCAUCACAAUAGCGGGUAAUGACACCACGGCCCUGGUGAUUUCAUACACACUAGUCCUUCUCGGCAUCCAUCGGAAAGCGCAAGAAAAAGCGUAUCAAGAACAGAAGAACAUUUUCGGAGACCUAAAAAGAGGGGCUAAUAAAGAAGAAUUGAUGCAAAUGUACUAUUUAGAGAGAGUUAUCAAGGAGAGCAUGCGUCUCUACACCGUUGUUCCGUUACUUGCACGAAAUAUAAAUAAGGACACAUAUUUGCCCCACUGCGGAGUGAUGCUUCCAGCGGGUACAGGCGCGGUGGUUGGAGCAUUCGCCAUCCAUCGGUCGAAAGCUGUGUGGGGUCCCGAUGCGGAUGAGUUUAACCCAGACCGUUUUCUACCAGAACAUUCUAUGAAAAGGCAUCCUGCCGCUUUCAUUCCCUUCAGCCAUGGCACUAGGAAUUGUAUAGGAAGAAACUUUGGCAUGCUUAUUAUGAAGAGCAUUCUAUCCAGCAUUAUAAGAACAUAUAAAAUUGAAGCAACUGAUAUUGGUCCUCUAAAAAUAGAAAUGCUACUGUUUCCUAUCAAAGGCCACAGAAUUAAAAUAUCCAAACGUUCCGCAAUAUAAAAUAUUACUUUUUUUUAAGAUUAAUCGAUGUAAUUAUAUUAUUAAUUAUAUUGGUCAAAUAUUUUUAUUUUGCUUUAGCGAAACUAUUUAAUAAGACUCUAACAUCAUGUGAACAGAAAUCCGAACAUAUUUGUUUUAUUUUUUUCUAGGCCAAAAUGAUGUCUUCAUGUUUAUUUUAAUACUUAUAAACGAAUUUUAUAAAUGGAUUUGUCUAACAGGGACAGAAACCAGCAAAUACUUAGCUAAUAUUAAAUAACAGUUAAUAAUAGUUAUUAUUAAAUAACAGUUGAAUAACGACUUAUCUAUGUUAAUUAACCUGAAUCUAAAAGUGUUUACAUUUUACAAAUUCAAAGAAUUAUUUUAUUUCAUCAUAAAUGUUCGUUAAUUUGAAGACCAUAGCCUGGAAACAUUAUCAAAGAAAAAAACCAGCGUGAUAUUCAAACCAUCUUGUUAAAGCGUUUCUUGUGGCAAGUGAAAUUUUCGGACACCAAACCCUAUCUCUUUCCAAAAGUUCCUGUUCUUUCUUUUAAGACUGAAAACACGUCCACGGUUUUUCUGGUACUCAUGGUUGUUUGAAGGCGUCGGAGAUCAUUUACCAUCGGGUACCCACUACCUCCUCCUUUUAAAGGCCUACAUCUAAGAAAAUUUGUGACUUAACUGAAUGUACCUACUUAUUUGAUAAUCAUGACAUCGCCUCAAGUGUUAACUUUAACACUUUAACAUUUGAGACGAUGAUAACGGCGAUUUAACGCUGCUUUGUAUGUGAUUGUUGCUGUUGACUUUCAACAAUGUCACUGACUAUAUGAGAUCUAACAACAAAGCUGCUAUUUCAUCGCUUUUCUAAUAGGAAA